Fusarium falciforme is the source of this 876-nucleotide messenger RNA. RefSeq names its product NADPH-dependent 1-acyldihydroxyacetone phosphate reductase. The record is from RefSeq and is a predicted model, not a curated record. Gene Ontology annotation, molecular function: triacylglycerol lipase activity; acylglycerone-phosphate reductase (NADP+) activity. Lineage: Eukaryota; Fungi; Ascomycota; Sordariomycetes; Hypocreales; Nectriaceae. Gene Ontology annotation, biological process: phosphatidic acid biosynthetic process; triglyceride catabolic process. The coding region runs from base 1 to 876 and encodes 291 amino acids. The transcript has 4 exons. Gene Ontology annotation, cellular component: lipid droplet; endoplasmic reticulum.
AUGGCUGAUAAGGGGAGAAAGAAAACCGUUCUCAUCACCGGCUGCACGCCGGGUGGUAUCGGCGAGGCGUUGUGUUUUCAUGUCAUCGCUACAGCUCGGCGCUCGCAUCUGUUGGGUAGCCUGCGAGAUGCGGGCAUGUCUGUUGUCCCCUUGGAUGUGAGCUCGGCCGAAAGCAUAGCUGCCUGCAAGAAAGAAGUCCAAGAGCUCACCGACGGAUAUCUGGAUAUCCUUGUAAAUAAUGCCGGACUCACCCAUACCGUCGCAGCCACCGAUAUCAACAUGGAUGAGGUCCGACAAACGUUCGAGGUCAAUGUAUUCGGCAUCAUGGCUAUGGUUCAAGCUUUUGCGCCUCUGCUUAUCAAGGCCCGUGGCCUCAUCAUCAUGAUCAGCAGCUUGUCCUCCCUCUCGCCCUACGUAUUCGGGUCCGUCUACUGCGCAACCAAAGGUGCGCUGAACUCAUACAGCCGCACCUUGCGCCAGGAGCUGCGGCCUUUCGGGGUCAGGGUUCUGGUGUCUCUGACCGGAACUGUGAAAAGCCAGAUUGCCAAGGCUCAUCGCUCGUUACCUCCUGAUUCUAUCUACCUCCCCAUCAAAGAGGACUAUGCGCGGCGUCUGCUAUUUUCCCAGAACAAUGCGACGGUAGAAACUGGGGACUAUGCCAAGAAACUGGUUGAUGAAGCUGUCAAGGGAGAGGGAUGGCUUGGGGGCUGGAUUGGAGGAGCAGCCAAGUGGUUUUGGGCUGGAGGGAUGACGACCCAGAUCUGGCUCUCCCGGCUGCUCUUCGGGGAGUGGUUGCUAGAUAAUAUGGCCUACAAGAAGUUUGGGCUAUCCAAGCUUGAGACAAUUAUUCGACAGAAGGGCAUCAAAGUGGAAUAG